AUGCUCGUCAAAUCUCUCGUCGCUGUGGCCGCUCUGGCUGUUGGCAUCAACGCCGCCGCGCUCCCCGCUUCGCCUGCUGCCGCCGGCAAGACCUUCAAGUUCCAGAUUGUCGACCCCAAGAAGGGCAAGUGGUUCCUGGCCGACGCCACGGGCGCGGGCACGCAGGACCAGACCAAGGCCUUGGAUUGCCAGCUCGCCGGUACAGCGAAUGACGUCUUGACUUGUGGCGGCAAAGCUUUUGACAAGUACCCCAACUUUGGAGACAUGUUCCAGAUGGAGGCAUCGCAGCCUGUGGCCAGCGGGUCGACGGGCUGGUCGAUUGACAGCGACAACAAGGUGCACUGGAACGCCAAGCCGAAGAUCAACUUUGACAUCGGCAUUGGGUCGGAGACAAACCUCUGGGCAGAGACGUGCCCGGAUGCCCAUGGCCACUGGACGGGCGAGCGUGGAUAUGCCGUGGCAGUGUGGGUGUAA
Sporothrix brasiliensis 5110 is the source of this 474-nucleotide messenger RNA. RefSeq lists its product as uncharacterized. The record is from RefSeq and is a predicted model, not a curated record. NCBI's taxonomy places the organism in Eukaryota, Fungi, Ascomycota, Sordariomycetes, Ophiostomatales, Ophiostomataceae. The transcript has 2 exons. Bases 1 to 474 code for a protein of 157 amino acids.